AUGGUCUCCGUCGCGCACCCGGUCUACUGCCUCCCCACAACGCCCGCAGUAAAGUGGCUCGCCACGCAGGAGCGCAAUCUCAGCAAGGAACUGCCCUACACCGACUCAGCCACAGAGGCGCCGGAGGAUUAUGUCUUGCGAACGUACCUCCAAUUCCUAUGGUUACCGCAGUCAAUCAUGCCGCUGCCUUUUCUCCUUCCAGCAAUGCUGCGUGUUGCCCAUGCAUCUGCCUCGACCUCCGACACACCCAUGACCCACCCCCUUCACUCGCUUCUGCAGCCUAUCCUAUUGACUUCGCGCGCGUCGUCCCAGAAGUACCACACCCGCAUCUCGCAGGUGCUCACCGAGGAAAACGACGCCGCGGACGCGGAGGAAGAGUACAUGUGGUCCGCAUACCACAAGGACAAGACGAGCGAUGCCGACAUCCCGGAGGGGCAGGACGAGGACGAGGCGCACGACGAGCGGCUCAAGCACGCGUGGCUGGAGAGGAUGGAGCGGCGCGAGGUCCAGAUCCAGAUCCUGCUCCAUUUCCUCCUUCUCACCCUGCCACGCCCCGGCGCCCCCUCGGCGGCGGCGGACGCCCCUCCAGAUCCCACCCACUCGCUCCCGCUGCCACCGCCGCUGUCGCCCUCGAAGUCUAAGAAACGCAAGCGUCGCGCGCGUGGGAAGCCGCAGGCGCCCCAGCCGCCCUCGCAGACGCUCGAGGAGCGCCUCGAGAGCUACAUGGACAAGCUCGCGAUGUGGCAGCUCAUGCGCUCCGUGGACAGCACGCUCGGGCGCGGGCGCGGGCACGCACAGUCAGCAAAGUCCGCGGCGAACGGCCUAGACGCCGCCACGGCCAAGGACGAGCGCGAUUGGAUGCAGGCGUUCUACGAGGACGUCGUCGAGCCGCUGUUCACGGGGAAAGUGCCAGAGCUCUGCGCGCUCUUCCGCUCGAAGCUCUUCCCGGACGCGGCGCAUUCCGACGCGGACACGGUCGAUCUCUCGCCGCCGGCGUCGCCCAAACCAGCGAGCAAGCGCCUCAAGGCGGCGGCUUCGUCUUCUGCUGCUGGCUCGUCGAAGGCGAAGUCAAAGGACGACGACGCGGCGCACCGCUCGCGAUCGCGCUCGUUAUCGGUCUCGCUCGAGCAGGAGCAGCGCGAGCGGUCGCGCUCCGUGAGCACCGCGCCUGGGGGCCUGCGGAGGCGCGCGAUCGUGCGCGAGGUCAGCAUGACCACCGUGUUUAAGGGCAAGGACCGCGCGAAGAGCAGAGGAGACCUCACGCGCACUGCGUCCAACCUCGGCCCCGGCCCUUCGCUCUCGCGCACGCAGAGCCAGACUCAACAGUCUGGGCUCGCAGCGAAGGAGAAGAGCGCGCAGGGCAACGUACUCGUCGCGGCGACCCCGACGAAGGCGCGAAUGGCCCCGCAACCCGCCAAGACUCAGACGCGUCUGCCCGCGCUCUUUGGCGGAUCCUCUUCACAGUCCCAGACGCAGUCGCAGAGGCAACCUCAGUCUCGCUUGGCGCGCGUAGACAGCCUCGACAUCGAUAUCGACGCGGACGAGGACGCCUUCGCCACGCCCACCAAGGCGCGUCCGCGGGUCCACGCCAGACCGAUCGCCCUCGAUGACGUAGCGGAAGACGCGGAGGACGAGUGGACGCUGAACAGCUCCCCGGACGUCCUCCUCCUCGGCGCCCCCGGGUCUCAAGGAUGGGACACGCCCGGUGCGACCACACCCC
This is a messenger RNA of Trametes versicolor FP-101664 SS1, 1720 nucleotides long. RefSeq lists its product as uncharacterized. Gene Ontology annotation, biological process: DNA replication initiation. Gene Ontology annotation, cellular component: DNA replication preinitiation complex. Lineage: Eukaryota; Fungi; Basidiomycota; Agaricomycetes; Polyporales; Polyporaceae. The record is from RefSeq and is a predicted model, not a curated record. The transcript has 4 exons. The annotation marks the transcript as partial.